GGUUUCUGUAUUAAACGACGGACUUUAGAAAGUGGCAGAUAGUUGGGCAGAAUUUGGUCAAAUACCGAGAGAAUCAACCGAACAACAGCAAUGGAGGAGCAAAGACUGUACAGAAGUCUAGCCAUGGAGAUUUUGAGGGAGGAAAAAGACAUGUACAGACCGUAUCUCCCCGACCCUAAGGCCGAGACGGCCACCUCCCCACACAGCACAUCAGACUCUGGACUAGAGGAUCCCUCCAUCAGCCCCGCCUCCAGUUGCACGGAUUACAAAUCUGACGUGGAAUCCUCUCUAUCUCUGCCGCAGUCAGAAGCAUCGGCUUUCAGCAAAAUUCAGAAACUCUCGCUUAAUGCGGAAUCCAGAUAUCCUUUCCCUCCAACUGCAAUGCCGAUAAUGUUCCCAAAUUCCGGACUCGGGUAUUUCCCGACAUUCCCAAUGUCACCGUGGAUACCAGCUGACACCCUGUCGAAAGGGUUCCCUUCCAUGUCUCCAAUGACGUCACGAUCUGAUGUCGGACCGCGCGAGGUUCCUCCGGAAGAUGUAUUUUACCGCGUGGACCCAAGGGUGCCCUUUACAAACUAUUUCAUGAACUUAACCAAACUUCUGAAAAAAGACGAAAAGAGUUCCGAGGCGAGUCACAAAGACUGUGACCGCUAUGAAACACUGUCUCGGGAGGAAUCCGACUGUCACUCCGACGAAGAGGAAAUGACCCCCAAGGAAGAGGACGAAAACGAGCGCCAAACCUCCACAAAUCAGACCGACGAUUUGAAAUCCCCAAUCCCCCACUCGGCCAGGAACCCUGACUAUAGAAACAUGUCGGCUCUGAUGACGAAUCCGGCCUUGCUAUGUCUGUCACAGAUGCACCCGUACCCCUCUAAAGUCCCGUCGGCGGAAUCCCUUCCCCAUCUAUCUAGUGCCCAGACCUCCAUGAUCCAGUUGAUGAGCGGUAUGUCCGCCCCCUCGGCGGCCUUGAUCCACCCCGCGUUCCUCCACAUGUCUGCCCUGGGACAGAAACGACUGAACCAAGAGAAGCCCCCGCCCGUCAAAAAAUACAAGUGUGACGUCUGUGGCAAGGCUUUCUCCAGGAGCAACACCCUAGUCACCCACAAACGUAUCCACACAGGGGACAAGCCGUUCAAGUGUGAGAUCUGCGGGCGCGCCUUCCGUCAGCCCGGGAAUCUGACCCGGCACCGCCUGACACACACCACAGUCAAACCCUAUGUCUGUCCCACCUGUAACAAGGCCUUCAACCGCGCCUCCAACCUACACACGCACAUGCGCACUCACACCAACUAUCGGCCCUUCAUCUGUCCGUACUGUGGCAAGGGGUUCCACCAAAAGAUCGACAUGAAGAUCCACUGCUACACACACACAGGAGAGCGACCUCACCGCUGCGACAUCUGUGGGAAGGGGUUCACUCUGGCCAGCACCCUCAACACGCACCGCCGCAUUCACGCCGAGCAGAGGGGCUUCACCCUUAUGGAGGGAGAAAUCUCGCCCGGGGGCAGCGGCCACACCGCCCCGAGCGCUACACAGGUCAGCUCCUAGCCCCCCAUGAGUGACAGCAGCUAGUGAACGACUUAUGGAGUCGAAAUCAGACUACUAGAUUGUGUACAUAGAAUCGUUGCCAUUUUGUUUUAGUUCCAUUUCAUUUACUAUAACUGCUCGCAUUCCAGUUAUCAAUAUAAAAUUAACACAUUGACGUAAAAAGUUGUAAUUUAUUUCAUAUUUACAUGUAACAAGUUGUUUACGAGCUGGUCACGUUUACGUACUUCCAUGCUAUUUAUCAAUUUAUUAUUUUUCUUAGUAAUUUAUUGUACAAUGUAGUUGUGUAUCUGGUGCAAUUUUGUUGAAUUUUAUUUGUUGUUGAUAUGAAAUAAAGAAUUAAAGUUC
This is a messenger RNA of Magallana angulata, 1890 nucleotides long. Its product is annotated as zinc finger protein 768-like. NCBI's taxonomy places the organism in Eukaryota, Metazoa, Mollusca, Bivalvia, Ostreida, Ostreidae. The transcript has 5 exons. Gene Ontology annotation, cellular component: nucleus. The record is from RefSeq and is a predicted model, not a curated record. Bases 91 to 1545 code for a protein of 484 amino acids.